AUGAUUGCACGUCUUAUUGGCUUUACGGCAUUAACUAUUGUUACAAUUCUUGGUAAUAUAAUUAUUAUAAUUGCUAUAUGUGUUGAACCACGACUAAAAAGUGUUAGCAAUUAUUUAAUAAUUAAUUUAGCUGUAGCAGAUUUUUUUGUUGGAACAACUGUUAUACCAUUUAUAUCACUUUGGGAAGUAUAUGGUGAAUGGCAAUUUGGUGUACGUUUAUGUAAUAUAUGGUUAUGUUGUACAUUAUUAUUCUGUACGGUUUCCUUUUUAACGAUGUCUGCUAUUGCAUUAGAUCGUUAUUUAUAUUUAAUUGAAUCGAAAAUGGAUAGAAAACGACGUACAGUACGACGGGCUUUUUCAUUAAUUAUAUUAACAUGGUUAAUACCAGCUAUGGUUUGGUUACCAGGUGUUUUUGUACAUAGUUAUUUAACUGGAUAUUCACCACUUGUUCUACCGGAAAAAGGAUGUUAUUUACAAGCUCGUGCUGUUUAUGUUUUAGUAGCAACAAUAUUACUUUUCUUUUUACCAAUGAUUGGUAUGAUUGUUUUAUAUAUAAAAAUUUUUCGUGUUUUACAUGGUCAAAUGAGUAAAUUAUUAGUUUGGUUAACUGAAGUUAAACUUAAUAAUGGACGACGUACAUCACAAACAACUGUGUUUGAUCCAUUAACAGGUACCUGUAAUGAUACAGGAGGCGGCGGAGGAGGAGGAGGAGGAGGACGUGGACCCACAUCCAUUGCAAGUAGUACAUCAAAUUUUCAUCAACAAUCAAUUCGUUGUCCAGCACUUGGAAAUAUAAAUAAUGGUAAUUAUAUUCAUCAACAUCAUCUUCAUCAUACACGUAAAACAAAUAACUAUUCAAAUAUUCGUACAGUCAAAAGUCUUCCACCAGUCGACACAAAUAAAUAUCGUUUAACACCAUCACCAACAUUAUCACCACCAUCACAACAACGACAACAACAACAACAAGCAACUGUACCGACAAAUCCAACUGUAUCAUUAGACACAAAACAAAAAUUUCGUCGUGCUGUUCAUGCGAUUGUAUGGGUUGGACGUACACGAGAUAUUGCCGGAACAAAUAAAGGUUCAUUUAAAGAAUAUCGUGAAAGUUCUCAAGCACGUACAAAUAAAAAACUUUUCUAUACAUCUGACUGGUCAGCAUCAACAGCCACAAGUAAUAAUCCAUUACGUCGUACACGUAAUUUAACAUAUAAACGUGCUAUAUCGACAACGGAUUCAUUAUUACAAAGACAAAUGAGUCUUGCACGUCGACAACAACAACAAAAAAUGCGUUUAGCUAAGCAACGUCGUGUAGCACGUACACUUGGAGUUCUUAUAUUUGUUUUUCUUGUUUCGUGGUUACCAUUUACUAUUCUUUGGCCUGUACAACGUUUUUUUGGUAUUAAAUAUGUUUCAAAUAGUUUAUUAAGAAAAACUUUAUGGUUAACAUAUGCAAAUACAUUUAUUAAUCCAUUUCUUUAUUUUUUUUCAAAUAAUGAUUUUCGCUAUGCAUUAAGACGUAUAUUAAAAUGUUGUUUUAGACAAAACACUAGUAGUACAAAUAUACAAAUAAAAUAA
Molecule: messenger RNA, 1575 nt
Organism: Adineta steineri
Lineage: Eukaryota; Metazoa; Rotifera; Eurotatoria; Adinetida; Adinetidae
Source: the annotation of a GenBank genome assembly